AUAGACCUUAAGAACACACAAAGCUCUGCAUCUGAGAAAACGAGAGAUCGAUAAUGGCUGGAGCAAUGUCGAAUGUAUUGGUCAUGGUUGCAGUAGCUAUAAUAAUGGUAUCGAAUGGUGUUGUUGCGGAAACACACAUUGUGGGAGAUAAGAGUGGAUGGACUGUACCAUCUCCAGCCACUUUGUAUAGCACUUGGGCUGCCAAACAAGAAUUUGCUAUUGGUGACAUUCUAGCUUUCCAAUUUGCUGCUCCUCACAAUGUGGCCGAGGUAACAAAGGAAGGUUAUGAAGCAUGUGAUCCAGGGAAUGCCGAGGUUUUCGCCAUUGGCCCGAAAGAGAUAACACUUAACACAACAGGACCACACUACUUCAUAUGCACAUUUGCUUCUCAUUGUGUUGGUGGUCAGAAACUUGUUGUUACGGUUGGCAGCACCUCUGACUCAUCAGACGCUGCUCCCGGUCCCAGCACUACUGCCUCUCCGAGCCCUGCACCCUCAGUGGCUCCACCACCACCGCCUUCCGACGUAGGAUCCUCACCACCUAUGUCUGUUACAUCCACCUUCUUCUCUGUUUCCUUCAUUGCCUCUAUUAUGGCUCUAUUAUUUUAAGCAUGAUCACCCCUAAACGUGUAUUAUUCUGAUUACUAUUUUGUUGUAUUUGAUUUAUUGCUAUUAUUUUUUUUCACAAAAUGUCAAAUUAAAGACUAUUACGAAGUAUUAAAUUUUGUUAUCAUGGUGAUUUUGUUAAAUGAGAACGAUGGAUUGACAUUCU
Messenger RNA from Chenopodium quinoa (quinoa), 771 nucleotides. RefSeq names its product cucumber peeling cupredoxin-like. The record is from RefSeq and is a predicted model, not a curated record. NCBI's taxonomy places the organism in Eukaryota, Viridiplantae, Streptophyta, Magnoliopsida, Caryophyllales, Amaranthaceae. The transcript is spliced from 2 exons. Bases 54 to 608 code for a protein of 184 amino acids. Gene Ontology annotation, cellular component: plasma membrane. Gene Ontology annotation, molecular function: electron transfer activity.